Messenger RNA from Monoraphidium neglectum, 159 nucleotides. RefSeq lists its product as hypothetical. The annotation marks the transcript as partial. NCBI's taxonomy places the organism in Eukaryota, Viridiplantae, Chlorophyta, Chlorophyceae, Sphaeropleales, Selenastraceae. The record is from RefSeq and is a predicted model, not a curated record. The transcript has a single exon.
GACCUGGACAGCGGCGCGGGUGCGGCCACGGCUGCAGACCGCAUUCUGGCGGAGCAGGAGUUCCUGGAGAAGCAGGACGCAGCGGCAGGGGGUGAGGCCCGCGGCGGCCGGGAGAUUGACAUAGCUUUAUGUGUAUGGGUUGGGGGGCGCAUGCAUUGA